UUCUUUCGUCCCACUCCUCCGCUGGGUCACCCCUCAUCUUCGUCGUCGCCGUUUGCUGCACAGCCCAUUGAAGACCCUCGUCGCACGUCGCAGCCAGGUUCGGUCAGCGAUUGAAGACCCUCCUCGCUCGUCGCAGCCAGGUUCGCUCAGCCGGUUGAAGACCAGCUCCACUCGUUAGGGUUCUGGAACUAGAUGGUUUCCUUCAAUGUUCCCUACAAUCCAGAUGGCUGGGGUCCGCCGGAGGCGCCGGUGCCACUGGAGAGUCACCACCUCCAACAUGCACCCUAUGCUCCUUUCUCCAAGGCAGACAAGCUCGGCCGCAUAGCCGAUUGGACCCGUAAUCCCUUCCCCUCAAGGCCCUCUGGUCGUGGUGGUGCCGAUGCUUCGGUCUUCGACCUCGCCUUCGGCGAUGAAUCUUUGGGUGCUGCAGAUGAUGAUUCAUCCUUCCGUCUCGUUGAUGGGCGGCCUGCCCCGCGUCACCCACGCUUUGGACCGCGAUGGCGGUUCCAGCAGCAGCGACAGCUUCCCCAACGCAAGGACGAGGAGGUGGAGGCACGGCGCCGUGAGGCCGAGAAGGAGCGGCAGCGCCGCGACCGCCUCUACAACCAGAAUCGUGCAGGAGCCGGACAGCGCCGUGAGGCGGCUGCCUUUCGCUCUUCUGUCGACAUCCAGCCCGAGUGGGCCAUGCUGGAUCAGAUCCCUUUCUCUACUUUCUCAAAGUUGAGCUAUGCUGUCGGGGAGCCGGAGGACCUUGUUGCCUGCGGCGCUGUGGAGUUUUACGACCGCACCUAUGAUCGGGUGAACCCCAAGGGCGAUCGGAAACUUGAGCGGUUCAAGAAUAGGACCUUCUUCAAGGUGACCACCACUGACGAUCCGGUGAUCCGGCGCCUUGCGAACGAGGACAAGGCCACCGUCUUUGCUACUGAUACCAUCCUUGCGGCCCUUAUGUGCUGUCCUCGCUCUGUCUAUUCUUGGGAUAUUGUCGUGCAGAGGGUCGGCAACAAGCUGUUUUUCGACAAGCGAGAUGGAUCACAGCUUGAUCUCCUCUCCGUCAAUGAGACAUCUCAGGAACCGCUUCCAGAAGCUAAAGAGGACAUUAACUCUGCAUACUCACUCAGUGUUGAGGCUGCAUAUGUGAACCAGAACUUCUCCCAGCAAGUUCUUGUGCGUGAUGGUAAUCGGAUUGCUUUUGAGGAGCCAAAUCCUUUUGCCAGCGAGAGUGAGGAGCCGGCAUCUGUUGCAUAUCGAUACCGUCGGUGGAAGCUUGAUGAGAACAUCUCACUUGUUGCUCGUUGCGAGGUUCAUGGUGCCAUGGUGGACACCAAGGGUGGUAGGUCCCUGCUCACAAUCAAUGCACUGAAUGAGUUUGAUCCGAAGUACUCCGGUGUUGAUUGGAGGCAGAAGCUUGAGACACAAAGGGGAGCCGUUCUUGCAACCGAGCUCAAAAACAAUGCUAACAAACUUGCACGGUGGACAGCACAAGCACUACUUUCAGGUGCUGAUGUAAUGAAGCUCGGCUAUGUCUCGAGGGCACACCCUCGUGACCAUUUCAAUCAUGUCAUCCUCAGUGUGCAAGGGUACAAGCCAAGGGAAUUUGCGAUGCAGAUCAAUUUGAACACUUCUAAUAUGUGGGGGAUUGUCAAGUCAAUUGUCGAUCUUUGUUUAAAGCUCAAUGAAGGGAAGUAUGUGCUUGUGAAAGACCCAGCGAAGCCACAGGUGAGAAUAUACGAGGUGCCUGCUGAUGCAUUUGAGAACGAUUAUGUUGAGGAGCCGUUGCCUGAGGAGGAGCAAGUUCAGCCUCCCACAGAGGAGGAGAGUACUGCCACCGCUGCUGCAGUUGCUGCUAGCAAGGAUGCUGAAGAGAAGGAUGCUGAUGUUUGAGUAAUUUUGCGAUCAGUCUUCUAUAUAUUUUCUUGAGUUUAUUCAUCCUACAGAUUUUUGGUAGCUCAUCAUUUUACGUGAAGUUGGAUCUUGUUGCAAUUCGUCUCUGCUUACCUCUUUCUUUCUUGUUGCAUUUAGGAAACGAGGUGAACUCUUGAAAAGGACCGACUUAUUUAUGGCUUA
This is a messenger RNA of Nymphaea colorata (pocket water lily), 2064 nucleotides long. RefSeq names its product eukaryotic translation initiation factor 3 subunit D-like. The coding region runs from base 193 to 1881 and encodes 562 amino acids. The record is from RefSeq and is a predicted model, not a curated record. The transcript is spliced from 3 exons. Gene Ontology annotation, cellular component: eukaryotic translation initiation factor 3 complex; cytoplasm. Gene Ontology annotation, biological process: translational initiation. Lineage: Eukaryota; Viridiplantae; Streptophyta; Magnoliopsida; Nymphaeales; Nymphaeaceae. Gene Ontology annotation, molecular function: translation initiation factor activity.